GGCUAGGGUUUUGGAUUGGAAGUUUGAAGAGUAAAAAUGGAGGAUAGGGCAAUGCCUUCAACAGCUUCCGCAUACCUUAAUCCUUGCUACUGGGAUGAGAGGUUUUCGAAGGAGGAGCAAUAUGAGUGGUUCAAGGAUUAUUCCCAUUUUCGCCACCUCAUUCAACCCCAUCUCACGCCCCAUUCUUCUGUGUUGGAGCUUGGAUGUGGAAACUCACAAAUGUGUGAACAGUUGCAUAAUGAUGGCACAACCAACAUAACUUGCAUUGACCUUUCACCUGUUGCAGUUCACAACAUGCAGAAACGGUUACUGUCCCGGGGAUUCAAAGGCAUAAAAGUGCAGCAAGCUGAUAUGCUAGAGCUACCUUUUGAGGAUGAGUGUUUUGAUUUGGUUAUUGAGAAAGGAACUAUGGAUGUAUUGUUCGUAGACAGUGGUGACCCGUGGAAUCCAAAGCCUGAAACUAUAUCCAAGGUCAUGGCCACCUUGAAAGGUGUUCACAGGGUUUUGAAAGCUGAUGGCACAUUUAUCUCAAUAACUUUUGGCCAGCCACAUUUCAGGCGCCCUAUAUUUAAUGCACCGGAUUUCAGUUGGUCUGUUGAGUGGACUACUUUUGGUGAAACCUUUCACUAUUUUGUCUAUGUUCUGAAGAAGGGACAGAGGUCAUCAUACGAGGAUAUACCACCUUUUAAGAAAUUUGAAGCGUCACCUAUGAAUCUACUUCAUGAAGAGUUAGAAAGUGAAGAUUUUGCUUUCAGAAUCAAUGUUGACGAGUUGAACUUUUAG
This is a messenger RNA of Abrus precatorius (Indian licorice), 783 nucleotides long. RefSeq names its product EEF1A lysine methyltransferase 4. The record is from RefSeq and is a predicted model, not a curated record. Bases 37 to 783 code for a protein of 248 amino acids. The transcript is spliced from 7 exons. Lineage: Eukaryota; Viridiplantae; Streptophyta; Magnoliopsida; Fabales; Fabaceae.